AUGGCCAUGGCAAUGUCGAACAAGGAUUCCGGCUGGUGGCUCUUUACCAUACCAGCUUUCCUCGGCUCCGAAACUUUACUUGACGCGUACAUCAUCCUCUCCCUAAUCGCCGCCUUCGUCUCCGUCACCCUCCUCACCUGGGCCCUCUCCCCCGGCGGCUCCGCCUGGCGCAACGGCCGCAACCGAGCCCCCGGCGCCUCCGUCCCCAUCCCCGGACCCCGCGGUCUCCCCGUUCUCGGCAGCCUACUCGACCUCGGUCGCGGCCUGGCUCACCGCCGUCUCGCCGCUCUCGCCGCCUCCGCCGGCGCCCGCACCCUCAUGGCCUUCAGUCUCGGUUCCACCCCGGCCGUGGUCGCCUCCGACCCCCGCAUCGCCAGGGAGAUCCUCGCCUCCCCGGGCUUCGCCGACCGGCCCGUCAAGCAGUCGGCCCGCAGCCUCAUGUUCGGCCGCGCCAUCGGUUUCGCCCCCAGCGGCGCCUACUGGCGCCUCCUCCGCCGCAUCGCAGCCUCCCACCUCUUCUCCCCCCGCCGCGUCGCCGCCCACGAGCCUGGCCGCCUGGCCGACUGCGCCGCCAUGAUCCGGGCCGUCGCGGCCGAAUCGGACAGCGGAGGCCCGGUACACCUCCGUUCUCACCUCCAGGCGGCGGCCCUGAACAACAUCAUGGGCAGCGUUUUCGGGCGGCGGUACGACCCGGCCCGCGACGGCGCGGAGCUGGCCGAGCUCCGGGACAUGGUCGGCGAAGGGUUCGAGCUUCUCGGCGCCUUCAACUUCUCCGAUUACCUGCCGUGGCUUUCCUACUUUUAUGACCAUAACAAUAUUGUCCGCCGCUGCCAGGCCCUCGUGCCACGUGUCCGGAAUUUCGUCAAAGCCAUCAUUGACCAGCACAAGCUGAAAAGGUUGUCCGGAGCUAAUAUUUCUGAUGACGCUGAUUUCGUCGAUGUCUUGCUUUCCUUGGAGGGAGACGAGAAGCUUGAUGAAGAUGAUAUGAUCGCCGUUUUAUGGGUGCUUUUUUCCAUUUCAUUAUAA
Molecule: messenger RNA, 1026 nt
Organism: Striga hermonthica
Lineage: Eukaryota; Viridiplantae; Streptophyta; Magnoliopsida; Lamiales; Orobanchaceae
Source: the annotation of a GenBank genome assembly